UCUGUCGAGGGAGAGACUCGCGGUGAGGGAUCCGAACUGAUCCACCGAUGGAGAUAAACCAGGAGUCGGUGCUGUCGGUGCUGGUGGGGGGAGGGGGGAGGGUCAGGAACUCCGAGCUGCUGAGUCAGUUUAAGGAGAAGUUACACUGCGGCGAUCCGGCCGAGAAGAAGCAGAACAGAGAAGUGUUUAAGGGGAUCAUCAACUCCAUCGCUGUGGUUAAAGAGAUCGAGGAGGUGAAGUACAUCGUGCUGAGGAAGAGGUACCUGCACCUACUGCGGGGAGGGGGAGGGGGGGGGGAGGAGGAGGAGGAGCAGGAGGGGGAGGGGGGAGGAGGGGGUGAUGAGGAGGAGCAGGGGGGAGGAGGAGGAGGAGGAGGUGAACAAGUUCCUGAAGUUCCUCCUGAGGAGAAGGUGUCAGAGCAGCAGCAGCGUCCCCCUGACUCGCCACUCAGCUCCGCCCCGCCCUCCUUCAUCGAGCUGGCUUUACAACAACAGAAAUAUACGGACAUUAAGCUGAAGAAGUCCUUGCAGUUCAAAAUGCCCCUGAGAUCAGGUGCAGGCGAUGGACAGAAGCUCAGACCCGCCUGCUCCGGCGGCACCGAGGCGAGCGCUCAGAAACGCUUCGCCCUGCCGUUACGCAUGGCCCCCGUGAUCAUCACGCCUGGGGAGCAUAAAGAGACGGAUAAAAUGAAGAUCCCAUCGAAUGACCAGAAGGUCCACUUGGCUGCGCCGAGCUCCACGCCCGGGCCUCCCGCCUCACCUCGGGUUAAGAGACGCUCGUCUGUAGACAGCGUGGGCGUCAGCAGCUCUCCUCAGCCACGCAGACACUGCAAAAGUGUCAAACCUGCAGACGAGCCCAAAUACAGCGACGCCGUCCCGCUGGACGGCACCGAGCACAAGUGGAUGGUGACGUCUGCAUCGGGACACUGGACACAGGUGUACGGCCUGCUGCUGGAAGACGUCCAGCUGGCAGACAGGAAGGAUUUCAUCUCGGGCUUCACGGCCCUCCACUGGGCGGCUAAGUGCGGGAAUUACGAAAUGCUGUGCAAAAUCAUCGACCUGUCCAAGGAGAGCGGCAAGGACGUGGACGUCAACACCAAGUCCUUCGCCGGCUACACCCCUCUGCACGUCGCCGCCAUCCACGGGCAAAUGUACGUCAUCGGCAUCCUGGUGAACGAGUACGGUGCCAACCCUCACGUCCGGGAUAACUCGGGGAAGAAGGCGCACCACUACCUGGUCGACGGCGCCUCGGACUCCAUCCGGGAGAUGCUGGGAGGCGUGAAGGUGGCGCGCUCUGAACCGCAGAAGAACACAGAGGACAUCGACGCUCACAAACACACUCACACCAUCAGCCGACUCUUCCAGCCCCAAACUAUAGGCUACAGGAAGAAGCCCAAGUCCAGGAGCACCCUCUCCUCUCUGCAGGAGGACGUGAAGGACGACAAGCCCGAGAAUCCCAAACCCAUGCACAGAGUUUUAUCCGAUGUCUUCUCCUAAAGCGUCUCUGCACUUUCAUUACGUGGGACCUUUAAUACGGCUGAGGGAACUGAAAUCACUGCGGUUUUAACCUGUAACCUAAAACACAACUUAAACACACACUCCAAUAACAACCUAAUCGUGAGUCAGGAUCAUUUCGGUCAGAUUUAGAAUCGUUUAUCUUUCUGUUUCUUCCUGUGGUGGGAAACUCUGUCUGAAACGUUAUAAUGUUAUCUUUUACUCUUUAUUAACUAAUAGAUUAAUGAACUCAUUUUAAAACUGGUAUCAUGGGAGAUUUGUGUUAAAGAUAAAUCUAUAUUAAUGACCUUUAUUGACUUCUUGGUGACAAACACACGGACGUUUAGAGUAAAAAUGUACAAGAAUAAUCAGUUGAUUAAAACAAGGGACAAUUCUUUAAGGAUGUUUUUAAUAAUGUACAUAAACACCAGCACCAUUGGACCAUGUGGGCAAUAAAGUGACUAAACUGUACACACUGUAAUAAAUAAUAUUUACUCACACUGUCAUAUUGUGCAUUUUAAAAAAUAACCAAUAAACACUGUAGUUAUUGUUGUUAUGUAUUAAUUCUAUGUAAAUAUAUUUAACAUGAUUGAUGUUUCAGUCUUUCAGAUCAGUUUUGUAUAGUAAUAUAUAAGCAGUUGAGAUUUGAGUUGAAAUGGUGUAAAUGUGUGUGUGUGUAUCCGUGGUGUUGGUGAUCAGACACACACAC
Molecule: messenger RNA, 2202 nt
Organism: Clarias gariepinus (North African catfish)
Lineage: Eukaryota; Metazoa; Chordata; Actinopteri; Siluriformes; Clariidae
Product: ankyrin repeat domain-containing protein SOWAHA-like
Exons: 1
Coding region: 48-1496 (482 amino acids)
Molecular function (GO): protein binding
Source: RefSeq, a predicted model, not a curated record